Molecule: messenger RNA, 1932 nt
Organism: Fomitopsis serialis
Lineage: Eukaryota; Fungi; Basidiomycota; Agaricomycetes; Polyporales; Fomitopsidaceae
Exons: 3
Coding region: 456-1769 (437 amino acids)
Source: RefSeq, a predicted model, not a curated record
AUGCAAUCAUUCAUGAUACCUGUGGAUGAUGAGUUAGCCCAACUGGCUUCUGGGGUAUCAACAUAUGACUGUGUCAAGAAGGAAUUUUUUGAUCUUCAUGCCUAUGUUAUCCUCAAUCAUGGAGACAUAAUAGCCACUGAGAAGAUGUUGAAUAUCAAGGGCCACAAUGCCUACUGUCCAUGCAGAUCAUGCUACAUAAGAGGGACUAGACUUGGGAACACAUAUUAUAUUCCACUUAUCAAGCCAGAUGAUGGAGCUGAACAUGGAGAGUACUAUGAUGCUCAAGCACUUGUAAUGAGAAGUGAUGAGGAUUUUGAUAAACACAUCAAAGCAAUGAACUCUGCUACUACAAAAAAUAUAGAGCUCAAUUGGCACGUCACUAUGGUGUAAAGGGUCAUCCUGUACUACAAAGAGUAGCAUCUCUGGACAGAGCACGUUCAUAUCCCUGGGAAUGGAUGCAUCUAUUUUGUGAGAAUAAUCUGCCUAACCUCACCAAAGCUUGGUCUGGGAAAUUCAAGGGAUUGGAUACUGGAAAAGAGUCCUAUGAAAUAUCCCAUGACAAAUGGAAAGAGAUUGGCCAAGAGACAGUUGACUCUGUGAAGCAUAUCCCUGCCAGCUUUGUUGGGAGGUUGGGCAAUGUUGCAGAUGACUCUGGGAAUUAUACAGCAGAGUCAUGGGCCUUCUGGUUCAUGUACAUUGCUCCAUAUGUCAUGCAUGAGAGAUUCAGCAGUGAAAAGUAUUAUAUCCACAUGUGUCAGUUGGUUGACAUCAUGAAGACAACUUUACAAUUCACUCUCAAGAGGAGUGAGCUGCCAAAGCUCAGAGCAACUAUCAUUGAUUGGGUCAAGAAAUAUGAGGAGUACUACUAUCAGUACAAGUCUGAGAGGUUAUCAUUCUGCCUUCUUGUUGUUCAUGGCCUUCUCCACUUAGUGGAUGAUAUUGAGUAUGCUGGGCCUAUGUGGGCUACAUGGACCUUCUACAUUGAGAGAUUCUGUGGUUUUCUCAAGUCUGCUAUGAAGUCUCGUCGCUAUCCUUGGGCAAACUUGAACAACAAGGCAAUAAAUCUGGCCUAUCUAGAGCAGCUCAAUGUCAGAUAUGACCUACAGAAUGAACUGGGUCUUUUGAAAAAAGACUCAAGUAAGCCUACCAAGUUUGAGAGACUAUAUCCAAAAUAUCCACAAACUAUGCUUGGUGCUCCUCAUCAACAGAUAUAUGAGCCUGAUAACAAUGUCAGGAGACUUAUUGCUGUAUAUCUCCAGGCACUGGUGGGAGGUAGUGUCAGCUCAAUUCAGAGACUCCUCCCAAAGUCAAUGUCAACAUGGGGCAAAGUGCGCAUCUUGCCAAGAGGAGAUACAAUCCAUUGCUCUCAUUCAGGACAUAAGGAGCGAGAUUCAUCCUAUGUAAGAUAUGAGUUCUUGGACACUCAAAGUGGCAAGCGCAUGAUAUAUUAUGGCCAGCUGGAGCAAAUCAUUGUCUGUCAGUUAUCCAAUGACAGACAGCUUUGGGAUCAGUAUGCAAACCAGACCAUUCUUCUUGCUCUUCUCACACCAUGUCAAACACAUGGUAGAGAUGCCACUGAGGAACUCACAUGGUAUACUACAUAUCUCAAACCUCGCAUUUUGGAUAUCAAGGCCAUACAAUGUGUUGUUGGUAGGGUCUACUCCAGGAAUAAGUGGGGAAUCAUUGACAGAAGUGAUGACCAAGCAAGGACUUUGUUUGUUGAUACAGAGGUUGAGGGAGGAUUAGAUAGUGAUUCUGAUUCUGAAUAAGUCUACUGCAAUGCAUCCUUUGUAUACUGUGACAUGUUUGUAUUUGCAACGUCAAUGUUCUAGCAAUGUACAACUACUCCUUGUCAUUCAUUAACAUUCAACAGGCACACCUAUCUAGCUACAUACCAGAGGCGGGCCGAGAGGUUGAGAUGCCAUUCAAGCG